AUGGCACUUGAUCUUGCCGUCAAGCUCAAGCAGGCUGUUGUGCAGACGUGGAAAGAUACCUCGACCAAAGGGUCUAUCGACAAAGCGGAGGUGACCGCCCAGAUGCCCUACCAGAAACUUACCGGAACAAAUGGCGUCAAAAAGCAGCUUUACUACCCUUACUGGUUCUUUUUGGCUGUCUGGCUCGGCCCCGGUCAUCCACUUCUCCAAUCUAUUCGCGAAGACAUGUCAGAUCUCUGGGGCCUCCAAUUCCCGACCGACGCCAUCAUGUAUCCCAAAUUCAUCCCCAUCGAAGCCCAGAAGAGCAUAUUCUACGGAAAGGUUGCCACGGCACCCAGCGAAGAUUGCAUUGAGGAGCGAGCAAAGGCUAUCAAGAAGGCAAUAGACAAUUCACCGGUCAAUGGCCUCAGCGCUGCUAUCAAAGGACAUCUCCCAGAUGACCUGAACGAAUUCGGCACUAACCCGAGAAUAUACUCACUCGAGAUGCGCCUAGCCUCGACAUACCAUGAACUUGAAGAUACAAGAAAGCACGUCAGCAAUCUUGAGAAAGAAUUAGCCGAGUCCAAAGCGUCACAAGCGCGCGCACUAGAGAAGACGAAAAGCGACAUGGAAACCCUCCGAAAAGAGAUUCAACAGCUUAAAACCGCACAAGGACAAAUCGACAACGUCAAGAAGGAUCUUGAAGCACUUCGAGCAAUGCUUACCCAGCACUCAACAAGCUGUCAACAGCGCGCGGCCGGUAUCGAGACGAAGGUACUCAGCGGGCACAAGAAGGUCGAGAAAGAGAUGAAUGUCCUGCGCAGCGAGGUAGCUCACUUAGACAAGAAGGCGGAAAAGGCGGUGGAAACUGGGGCUCUGGUUCUGAGUAUUCUGUCGACCACCGGAGCUCCGAAGCGAAAGCUGGAUGACAUGUCUUGA
Fusarium odoratissimum NRRL 54006 is the source of this 918-nucleotide messenger RNA. RefSeq lists its product as uncharacterized. Bases 1 to 918 code for a protein of 305 amino acids. The record is from RefSeq and is a predicted model, not a curated record. The transcript has a single exon. NCBI's taxonomy places the organism in Eukaryota, Fungi, Ascomycota, Sordariomycetes, Hypocreales, Nectriaceae.